AUGAGCUCACAUCAUCAUUUGAAUCCUCCUUCAGGGGAGGUUGUUCACACCAAUCAGUUGUCUGAAAACAUUGGAUCUCUUUACCUAUCUGAUGACUACUGUGACGUUACGCUGAUCGUCGGUGGACAAAGGUUCAACGGCCACAAGCUUAUUCUGGCUGCACGCAGUCAAUAUUUCCGUGCUCUUUUGUACGGCGGACUUCGUGAAUCCGAGCAAACCGAAAUCGAGUUGAAAGAAACGACUCUUCCAGCUUUCAAGGAGCUUCUCAAGUAUAUUUAUAUCGGUCACUUGUCUCUCGUCAACCAACCCGAGGAGACUAUCUUGGAUAUUUUGAGCCUUGCUCAUCAGUAUGGAUUCGUGGAUUUAGAAAUGGCAAUAUCUGACUAUCUUAAAGAAAUUUUGGAUAUUAAAAAUGUUUGUCUUAUUUUUGAUGCUGCCCGUUUAUAUCAGCUCAGUAGAUUAACUAAGGUUUGUUACGAAUACAUGGAUACCCAUGCAAUAGAUAUUAUAAAACAUUCAAGUUUUCUUCAAUUAAGUGCUGGCGCAUUAAAUGACUUGAUAUCACGAGAUUCAUUUUACGCGCCUGAAAUUGAUAUAUUUCUUGCCGUACAAUCAUGGGUUAAAGCUAAUCCUGAGGUGGACGUGAACGAGGUCUUAGGCCAAGUAAGAUUGUCCUUAAUAUCAAUCACGGAUUUAUUGAAUAUAGUGCGUCCUACAGGUCUGGUUUCACCUGAGGCAAUUCUAGAUGCUAUAGCCGCUCGUACCAACACUCGCGAUUCAGAGCUCAACUAUCGCGGACGAUUGAUUGUUGAUGAAAAUGUUGCUCGUCCCAAUUACGAAGCCGAAGUUUUGCAGGGAGAGAUGCGAGGGUUUCUUCUCGACGGUGAUACUCUCACUUAUGACAUGGAGCAAGGGUAUUCGAGACAUGUUAUCAGUGACUUGAAAGACCAUGGAAUUGUUGUUAAAUUAGGAACGCCAAGUAUUAUAAACCACAUUAAAAUGCUUUUGUGGGAUCGUGAUUUACGCUCAUACUCUUACUACAUUGAAGUUUCCAAUGAUCAAAAAGAUUGGGUGAAGAUAAUCGAUUAUUCAGACUAUUUUUGUCGCAGCUGGCAGUAUCUUUAUUUUGAACCGCGAGUUGUAUACUACAUACGAAUUGUUGGGACUAACAAUACUGUUAAUAAGGUGUUUCAUGUAGUAAGUUUUGAAGCUUAUUUUACAAACCAUUCGGAAAAUUUAUCAUCAGGCUUCAUAAUUCCUUCAAUGAAUGUCGCAACAAUGGAAAGAAGCGCUUGCGUAAUUGAAGGAGUUAGUCGUGCAAGAAACGCGCUAUUGAAUGGUCAAACUUCAAACUACGAUUGGGACAUCGGGUACACUUGUCAUCAAAUAGGAUCUGGAGUAAUUUUGGUCCAACUAGGACAACCCUAUAUCAUUGAUUCAAUGCGAUUAUUGCUGUGGGACUGCGAUGACCGGUCAUAUUCGUAUUACAUCGAAGUAUCAGGGAAUUUAAGAAACUGGGAGCGAGUUAUCGACAAGAGUGAAGAGAGUUGCCGCUCGUGGCAAACAUUACGAUUCAGUCCACCACGUAACGUUGUUUUUAUUCGAAUAGUUGGGACACAUAACACUGCUAAUGAAGUGUUUCACUGUGUACACUUUGAGUGUCCAGCAAAACGCAGCGAAAAUGGGGAACCCGAUAAUCCUAAAUCCCCUUAUCGCAAAGGAAAGCGACAAUCAACGAGCCAGUCUACAAACACGACCGCAUCAAUGGCAUCGUCAGUUGCUUCUGAACUGAUUUCUCCAGAAGGCGGUUUCAUGUCUCUGGACGACCCGUUUAAUAAUGCCGCUGCUGGAGGCGCAGAAGCUGGUGCAGUCGGAGCUGCUAGCUUAGAUUUGUUACAAAUUUUAAAGCUUGAAUCUUCGAUAAAAAAAAUAUUACGGUGA
Messenger RNA from Cotesia congregata, 1941 nucleotides. The record is from the annotation of a GenBank genome assembly. NCBI's taxonomy places the organism in Eukaryota, Metazoa, Arthropoda, Insecta, Hymenoptera, Braconidae.